This is a messenger RNA of Myripristis murdjan (pinecone soldierfish), 7424 nucleotides long. RefSeq names its product apoptosis-associated tyrosine kinase b (gene lmtkb). Lineage: Eukaryota; Metazoa; Chordata; Actinopteri; Holocentriformes; Holocentridae. The record is from RefSeq and is a predicted model, not a curated record. The coding region runs from base 14 to 5026 and encodes 1670 amino acids. The transcript has 14 exons. Gene Ontology annotation, molecular function: protein tyrosine kinase activity; ATP binding. Gene Ontology annotation, biological process: brain development; peptidyl-tyrosine autophosphorylation.
GCUACUGGUGACGAUGUCUUCAGUCUUUUUCAGCCCUGGCUUUGCCAUCAGCUCCCAUUUCGACUCAGAUGGCGCUCCGCUGAGUGAGCUGUCGUGGUCGUCGUCCCUGGCUGUGGUGGCUAUCUCCUUCUCGGGCCUCUUCACCUUCGUCUUCCUCAUGCUGGCCUGCCUCUGCUGCAAGAAGGGCAAAAUCGGCUUCAAGGAGUUUGAGAAUGUGGACGGGGAGGAGUACCAUGCGGAUCUGUCCACGCUGGCGUCACCGGCCUCCCAGAAUGGCCCGGAGGUCUACAUCCUGCCCCUCACCGAGGUCUCCUUACCAGUGGCCAAACAACCCGCACGAUCAGUCCAACUGCUGAAAUCAACAGACCUCGGCCGCCACAGUCUUCUCUACCUAAAGGAGAUUGGCAAUGGCUGGUUUGGGAAGGUUCUGCUGGGGGAGGUGAAUGCGGGUCUCAGUACCACGCAAGUCGUGGUCAAAGAACUGAAGGCCAGUGCCAGUGUCCAGGACCAGAUGCACUUCCUGGAGGAGGGAAAACCUUACCGUACCCUGCAGCACCCCGCGCUACUUCAGUGUUUGGCCCAAUGCACUGAGGUUACUCCCUACCUGCUGGUGAUGGAGUUUUGUCCACUGGGGGAUGUGAAGGGUUAUCUACGAAGCUGCAGGAGCGCUGAAACCAUGACUCCAGAGCCUUUGAUUCUCCAAAGGAUGGCCUGUGACAUCGCAGCAGGACUCUUACACCUGCACAAACACAACUUCACACACAGUGACCUGGCUCUGAGGAAUUGCUUGUUGACUGCUGACGUCUCAGUGAAACUAGGAGACUAUGGCCUAUCCCACUCAAAGUACAAGGAUGACUAUUAUGUGACAUCAGAUCAGAUGUAUGUGCCGCUGCGCUGGAUAGCUCCAGAGCUCGUUGAUGAAGUACAUGGCAACCUGCUAAUGGCUGAUCAGACCCAACAGAGCAACAUCUGGUCUCUGGGUGUGACUAUCUGGGAGCUGUUUGAGCUGGGCAACCAGCCCUACAGACACUACUCUGACAGACAAGUAUUGACCUACGCUGUGAGGGAGCAGCAGCUCCGACUGCCUAAGCCCCUGCUCAAAGUACCCCUGGCGGAGCGCUGGUAUGAAGUGAUGCAGUUCUGCUGGCUCCAGCCUGAUCAAAGACCCAAUGCAGAAGAAGUCCACUUACUACUCAGCUACCUGUGUGCCAAAGGAGCCAGUGAGGCUGAAGAGGACUUUGAAAGGCGCUGGAACUCUUUGCGUCCCAAUGCUGGACACAACAGCCACCGUGCUGCCUCUGCCAUGCCACCCUCAUCAACCUCUUCCUCCUUCCCUCUUCUUGAGCAGUUCUCAAAUGGUGAUGGCUACCACUCAGAGUCUGGGGAUGAUAUACUGACAGUCACUGAGACCAGCCAUGGUCUCAAUUUUGAGUACAAAUGGGAGCAGGCAAGGGCAGAGCAGCCUUACAGAGCCUCAGCCUCUUCUGGUACUUUGGGUCAGGUCAACCACCAUUGCCAGGAUGCAUUUUACCCACCAGGGGGGAUUGUGGGAGGCUGCCCAAUGGAGGGCCUCAGCCUUGGGGUCUCUCCCUCUUACUACGAGCCCAAACAGCUCCACGCUCCAGGGGUGGUUCCUGUCCUUAGUGCCCAUAGCCCCUCAGUAAGCAGUGAAUACUACAUUCGAAUCGAGGAGCCGGUAGACUGCAACAUUGACCUGGACUAUACCAUGUGCUCUUACAGUCCAGAGUACCAGGGCAGCAGUGGAAGCUUCCUUACUGGAAGUGCUGACUCGGGGGAGUGCAUUGCUUGCCCAACACAGGCUAAGAAUAUGGGCACCUAUUGGUCUGCAGACAUCCAUAAAUCAGACGUGUACGACUCACAUGAUUCAAGCCCUGCAAUCUCCCUGACAAUGGAGCCUCUUCUGGGUCAAGUGUCAGACAGCAGCCCCUUGAGACCAUGGGAGUCCGGCCACUAUGUGUCCUAUAAGGAUCGAGAUGGGGGUUACUACUAUGAACACUCACCCCCUAGGGGCAUGGAGAACCACUACCUGAUAGGAAGGGAACAUCACAAUGAGCACCAUCAGGAAAGCUGGGGGUCAAGGAGCCUGCGUCAGGCACUAGGAGAGUUGGAGAAUCCACUAGGCAUAUCUCCCUCUGUCAAUAGCCCACCUCAGCAAGCCUAUAUUGACCCUUACCUGGACACAAGCCAAAGCUCCAUCAUAGGAAAGAACGUGACUGGGGGCUACUAUGACAUGAUGGGCUCUCUGAGGAAGACAAUGCCCAACCACACCAGCCAUGUCAGGCACCACAGUCAUUCAGUCAGCAUCAACAUGGAGACAGAGGGGGCGCUCUUCAUCGGGCACAGAGACAGUGAUUCAGAGGAGGAAGAAGAGGAGGACAUAUUUAUUGAGAGGCACAGCUGUAACACAUGGCCCUCAAAACACAGCCACAGCAGUCUGGGUCACCAUAGACGAGCAAGCCAUAGCUGCAGACAGGACACUUAUGUAGAUUUCCACUACACAAUGCCUAGCACAGACAUUGAAGAUUCGUGGCCAGAGGAACACAGCCUGGCCUACCACUCUCUACCCAAACCCAUUGACUACCUUGAGCCCCACCAGGCCAAAGACAACAGCACCUGCCUUAGCUUGACUAAACACCACACAAUGGUGCCCUCAGAGAACUGUAAUGCCUAUGUCUACCUGUGCCAUGAGGGAGAGACUCAGGUGCCAGUGGCUGGAGAGUGCUGCCACGCUCACUUUGUUGACCCCCUCACUGGCUUGCUUGUGAGAAACUACAGCCACACCAACUAUGUCAGAGAUAAAGUUAUUGAUAUACCAAGUAAUGAAGAAUCAAUCAAUCUAUCACCGGCUCCUGGAGGUCCCAUUGUAGCCAAACCUGCCUUGAUAAAGACUGAUGCCCCUACCCAAGGCAUCACAGAGCAGUAUGUUGACCUUGCAAUUCAUGAUACUCCCUGCAAAGAGAAGAAGGAAGAUAUGAUCAAGGAAAGUCCAAUCAUGCAUAACUACACAGAGCCUAAACUAGAAGAAAUGACAUUGACAAUGACUAAGACCACUCCUCCUCCUACAGACAAUAUGCAUGCAAUGCAGGCCCUCAAAGAGCCCGUGUCAGAGUUGUGUCAUACCGUGGACAGUGGUGUUGACCGAAGUGUCGGACUAGCUGACAUCCUUGACUGCAGUGAUGACGAUGAGGAUGAUGACAUUACCGAUGACAUCACUGAUGUCACCUCAGGCAUCUUUGCUGAUGAGUCUAGUGAACUGAAUGCCUCACCUGCCUUUAAGCAUUUACAGAAACAGGUAGGAACUCCUGAUUCCAUGGACUCCAUGGAUCUGCCAUCUGCAGCCGGGUCUUCCGAAGGUUUCAGCCCUGCAUCCUCCCACCCUUCAAACUCACCUAAAGCUAUGGACAGUGGUUAUGACACAGAAAACAAUGAAAGCCCUGAGUUCAUCCCCAAGGAACCUCAUGAGCCCCGUGACCAACCUCAGGGGAAGUCUACCCUUGAUACUAGCCUGGAGGAGGAGGAGGAGGAGGAGGAGGAGGCUAAGGUGGUACCCAAAGAGAGUGAACCAUCACUGUGUGAAGAUUUGGCCUUAGUGGACUCACAGACUGGUGACCAGGUUCUUUUACCUCUAAGUGAUAAGAACCCAUACAGAGAUUCUGCCUACUUUUCAGACUAUGAGAACGAGAGGCUGUCCAGGGAUGAAGGGGAUGAACUGCCAGAGAAAGCAAAAUUUGAUGAAAACGUUGGCAAUGAACAAUCCAUAACAGAAAAGAGUGAGAAAAGCAAGAAUGAAGGGGAAGCAGAAGUAAAGGACAUUGUCGAGAACAAAGAGACUGAAAUUGAACUUAAAAUGAAAGAAAUGCAUAAUGCAUUAACAGAUUCUCCUCCACAAGAAAUAGAGGCAUACAUGACUGAGGAGUGUGGCCAGGAUGAGGGACUGGGAUUGUCCUUGGAGCCCUCUGACCCUGCCUCCACUGCUGAAGUAGGGCUGGAUGAAUGGCCAUCUCAAGAAGACAGCUCAUCCCUGGGAGACUGGGCAGCAGAGGUGGUGGGGGCCAUGGAGGAAGCUCUUGGUGCACUGAAUGGAGAUUGUACCUCUAGAGUCAAGGUAAAUGAAGAGGAAGAGGUGGACGCAAAAGACUCCUCUCAAGCUGUAGAAAGAGCAGAGGAGCCAGCAAUCAAGCAUAUUCAAAGCAGGUCUUCGGGAAUAUCUGGUGAAGUUCCACACACCUUACCAAAAGAUGAGGUAGCUUUGCAGCACACAGCAAACACCAGACGAUUUUCAUCCUCCUCUUCUCCACCUCCAUCAACUCCACCCCCUCCUCUCCCUGCAAUGGAGGGCCGGGUGUCUCCUGCUGAUGGGGAAGAGGCCGACGAGGAGGAUGGCGACUCGGAUGACAGCGAAGAGUCAGAUGAGGAGCUGCGGACCUACAGUGUGCAGGAACAGAGUGGAGGAGAGGAGAGUGAGGAUGAAUGCCAUCCGGUGCCCAUUGUGGUGAGUGACAACAGUGAUGCCCACAACCUGCGCAGCCUCCUCAAGAUGCCCACCCUGCUUUCAUCAGAGAGCCUGGAGGAUGAGCUUGAGCGCAAGAAGAAGGUGGUGUCCUUCUUUGACGAUGUCACCGUCUAUUUGUUUGAUCAGGAAAGCCCUACUAAAGAGCUGGCUGAACAUGGCUUCCCCCCAGGAGCAGAGGGUCAAAGUUCACAAAGCAAACCUCAUGAAAGGGUUAAUGCCUCAGAUGACUCCUCAGAUGGGAACAUCUCAGAGGAGAGUGCAGGUUAUGAGUGGGAAGAUGACUUCCCCCUGCUCCCUCUACCAACAUCCAAGAUGGCAUCUGACUCUCCUCCACCUCGCUCCAUCCCCAAGGCCCCAGACUCCAAACCAGUUGUGCAGUUCUCCCGCUUCACCGUCUCCCCGUCCAAUGUGUCCCGUUUCUCAAUCACACACGUGUCUGACUCUGAUAUGGACUCAGCAGGAGGGAGCAGCGAAGAUGGAGACAAGGAGUAAUGGAGCUAUGGAGAUCUACUGCCACCCUGUGACAACAACUUGGCCUACUAGCAUGACUCCUGAUUUAUUUUUCAAUGUCAGGUUUUAGAAACACUCACAAGACAGUGCCUCUUACCGUCUAUGGACACUUUGGAAGUUUCUCCUUACCACAAUGUGGGAGCGACCUAACCUGUUUAGAAUAUUUAAAAGAGUAUGGUAAUAUAUACAAUUUACAGAAUAAUAAUAUAUAUGUAUGUUGUAAAGAAUCUAUGACAGCAGGGGAAACUUGUAUGUCGAAUUCUGCAUAUUUUCUGAACAAAAAGACAGAAACUGAAGAAAAAACCUUUGGAAAGUAUCACAAGCUCACCGCCAUAUUCACCUAUCAUUUGUGAUGGAGAGUAUUCAUGAGAGUAUGGAACCAGCAUGGCUUACAAAUAAGACAGUUUGGUCAAUGUGCAUACUCCCACACACUGAAAGGGCACAACGCCGACCUUUGAUUUUGCAACAAAGGAUCCGUGUUUUGAACAAGACUGUACAGCUCCAGAGACUUCAUACUUUUGAGGAAAUCGCUUUACUUGUCAUAACGAACAUUAGUAAGAAUCCUUGAGGUAUUACAAUAUCAUGUAAUGUAAUGUUAAUUCAGGAAAAAGGGACAGCCGAGUGUGAAAGAUGAAAGAAGUUGUGGGGAGCUCGUCUGGUUAUGGCAUGGCUGUUUUCCUGCAAACAGCUCAUCUAACCUGGACAGUGCAUUUCGUGAUUCUUUUUUUUUUUUUUUUAUAUCAGGACCGCAGCUGUACUGUUUUACAUGAAUAUAUGGCUCAUAUGCUUUCUACCAAACUGAGUGCCAGCAUCACCACCACUACCAACCACUCUUUGUUGUACACUCUAAAACAUAUAGCACAACACUGUUGCUUUAGAAGAUUCCUUAGUGGCUCAAAGAGGUGGUCUUAAAUGUAACCCUUAUUAAAGGUUUGACAGGUGUUUCAAUCAUAGAAAUGCAUGGUUUCAAAUAACUGUAAAAGGUAACUAUCUGAUUUAUUUCAAAGGGACAAAAAGAGUUUGUUGAUUUUUUUUUUUUUUUGUUGUUGUUUCAGAGUUUAGGCAGGCAUAAAAGACAGGCAAAAACCCUUUUCACACUAUUGAGCCAAACUGAAUUUGCAGGAAAGUGAGACAUAUUUGGAUUACUACUUAUUACAUCUAGUUUCCAAGAAAUGAUGUGAUCCAGCACACUAAAAUACAUAUCUGCACAAUAGUUUGAAAAGACUACUAAAAAGUGUUUUUUGACUGCAAGGAGAUGAACUCAUAUGAGCUUUUGCGUCUGUACGUCAGCACACUGUACAUCCAGAAUUUCUCAUCUUCUCUCCAUUUCUAUAAUGGAUAUUACUUCCAGUAUUUGUAACAGAAAUGAGAACAACUGCCUGCCCGUACUUAGCAUAACCAUCACCUGCUGUAUAUUGGCUACACUGAGCUUGUUUGGAGCUUGUUUUUGUACUAUGAUUUCAGCAUUACAAGUUGAACUGUUGUACAUUUUCAGAUUAAAAAAAAAAAAUCCUUUACAAUUUGGUUAAUUUACACACACAAAAAAAGAAAAAAGUAAAAGAAGUCUAAGCAACUCGUUGAAACAGAAUAUUGUUUUAUAGUGCUUAAAUGCUUGGAGGAAACCACUUCUAAUAAAUAUCUUAAAAAAAAAAAAAAAAAAAAAAAGAACUUGAGCCACAUAGGUUUGACUUUAGGUGGAACAGAUCAAUUCAACCACAUCGUUCAGUGUUAGCCUAACUUGUCUGUUCAGCGGGUGGAGGGGUGUUGGCUGACAUCAUGACCUUGAAACGUUGUCACCCUUUGCUUUCUGUGUGUGUAAAUGUAAAGAAGCGACAGGGUGGUUGUCGAUUUCAGAUUUCACAGCACUCACUGUACCGCACCGCCGUCAGCUCCGGAGCCUCCAAGAACCAGGGUGCCACCGUCAAAAAGCUCUCUCUGAUGAACAUGUAGUGUCUUCUAAGUGUUUGUUUGCCUUCAGAGGCUUUAAUAUUCUGUAAUAGUUUAGCAUAGAACCAUCUAGACAGCUGUCCGUAAUAUUUUUGUAUCUCGACAAAAAGACUUUUAAGAAUAUUGAUGUACUGUACCUGUGGAAGAGAGACGGUAAAAAUAAGGUAUCUCUUAUGUUUAUUGUUGCCAAAGAGAUGUUGUUUUGUGGCCCAGGGGCAAACAGGAACAUGGCGGGUACAGUAGGUAUUGUUUUUACCCCAAAAUGGUGAGAGCAGGGAGAAAUAUGGCAGCAGCUUUGGCCUUGAACUGGUCGUGAAAACGAGCAGGAGUAGUUGUAGUUAGGGAGUUAGUAAUAUGUGCCCCCACACUGACUCGGUCACAUCAUUACUUUCUGUACCUUCUAUCAAAUAUAAAUAAAGUCUGUUUUACACAU